Heterocephalus glaber (naked mole-rat) is the source of this 1624-nucleotide messenger RNA. Lineage: Eukaryota; Metazoa; Chordata; Mammalia; Rodentia; Bathyergidae. The record is from RefSeq and is a predicted model, not a curated record.
GCCUCUGACUGGUGCUCAUCCAGCGAGCUCGUGAUGCUGUGGGUCUGGGAGGGCAGUAGAAAGGUGUUUAAAGUGUAAGCGAUCCCAGCACUUGGGAGGCAGGAGGAUCAGUGUGACUUUAAUGCCAGCCUGGGCUACACAGACCUUGUCUCAGAAAAAGAUGUGAAGGCUCCAGGUGCUUGCCCACAGCGCCGAGUCCCUGAGAAUCAUGGGGCCCUGGGUUGAGCUGCGAGCUCUGUUAGGCGGACUUUCCUUCCUCCUGCUGCUGCUGUCAGGCCAGGGGGCCAAGGGUGGAUCCCUCCAGGAGAGACAGGGGGUCUGCUCCAAGCAGACGGUGGUGGUCCCACUCCGCUACAACGAGUCCUACAGCCAGCCAGUGUACAAGCCCUACCUGACCCUGUGCGCUGGGAGGCGCAUCUGCAGCACCUACAGGACCACGUACCGCGUGGCCUGGCGGGAGGUGAGGCGCGAGGUGCGGCAGACCCAUGCCGUGUGCUGCCAGGGCUGGAAGAAGCGACACCCGGGGGCGCUCACCUGUGAAGCCGUCUGUGCCAAGCCCUGCCAGAACGGAGGCGUCUGCGUGGGGCCGAGCCAGUGCGAGUGCGCGGCAGGCUGGGGCGGGAGGCACUGCCACGUGGACGUGGAUGAGUGCAGGGCCGGAAUCGCCCUGUGCUCGCACCGCUGUCUCAACACUGCGGGCAGCUUCACCUGCAGCUGCCCUCAAGGUCAAGUGCUGGGUCCCGAAGGGCUGACCUGCACCGAGCGCGCCCCGGGGCGCCCCACCAGCGCCAGCAUCCUCAGUGUGGCAGUCCGGGAAGCCGAGGAGGAAGGCGAGGAGAGAGCCCUGAGGCGGGAGGUUGGUGAGCUGCGAGGGCGCCUGGAGCGGCUGGAGCUGUGGGCCAGCCAGGCUGGGGCCUGGGUUCGCGCCGUGCUGCCCAUACCGCCCGAGGAGCUGCAGCCUGAGCAGGUGGCAGAGCUGUGGGCCCGGGCCGACAGGAUUGAGUCUCUCAGCGACCAGGUGCUGCUGCUGGAAGAGAGGCUGGGUGCCUGUGAGUCCCGCCGCCCCACUCCCGGCCUUCCCUGGGCUUCAUCUCACUGAGCGCAGCCCCAUCUCACGGACUCGUGGGUGAGGGCGGCCUGCAGAUGGCACAGCCGCCAUGCCUGCCCUCUCAUCAAUCAGGCUCCUGUGAGGACAACAGCCUGGGUACUGGCCUCAACCCCGGAUAAGAAGCCUCCGUAGCCUCUCCCCUAAUUUAUACAGAAACCAUCGACUAAUUUCCUGGGACUGGCCAAGCAGCUGCAGACGAAGCCAUCCAGAUGGAGGGACAAGGAGCCACGCACGGCAAUACUGGCAGCCAGCCUGCUGCCCGGGCGGGCUGCUGGGCCGGGUCUGCUUGUCUAGCGCCUUAACAAACUCAGCCAGAAGACACCCACCUUUCUCUCUCUUUAUUCUCAGCGGCUUGCUGUUAUCCAGACAAUUAAUAAAAACCAACCACGUGAAACUGGGUUCCCCCUCUCCUUGCAGUCCCAGCCACCUCCCGGGUCAUGGGAACAGGUCUGGAGGGGGGAAGGGAGCAGCCAAUGCCACUUCCGGAAAUGAAGAGCUCUCAGAGGGGAAGCCUCA